Planococcus citri (citrus mealybug) is the source of this 4742-nucleotide messenger RNA. RefSeq lists its product as uncharacterized. Gene Ontology annotation, biological process: DNA replication, removal of RNA primer. The coding region runs from base 102 to 1631 and encodes 509 amino acids. The transcript has 2 exons. Gene Ontology annotation, molecular function: RNA-DNA hybrid ribonuclease activity; nucleic acid binding. The record is from RefSeq and is a predicted model, not a curated record. NCBI's taxonomy places the organism in Eukaryota, Metazoa, Arthropoda, Insecta, Hemiptera, Pseudococcidae.
UGCAUGUUAAGAAAAUAGAGUCUGAAAUAAAUAAUACCCCUACUGAAUUUGGCAUAAAACCGAAUGAGGUAUGGGGCAUCGAAGAUGAGUUUUCUGCCAACAUGCCAACCAAAUUGGCUAAGUUAAAUUCUAAGUACCUGCUCAAGAAGCUGCAGCAGGACCAAAUCGAGAAAAAUCCUAAAUCUGUGACUACCGAGACGCUCAUGGAAAAGCCUAUGGAGCUCUCAAACCUGAUACGUGACGAAGAUGGUUAUUACUGGGCAGCCGUUGAUGGAGCUUGCUCAAACAACGGUUCCAGUGAUGCCAUAGCAGGUAUAGGGGUGGCUUGGACUCCUACUGGAGAAUUUAACAUAUCCGAAAGAGUAGACCACCCUAGGUACCGGAAUACCAAUAAUUUGGCCGAGGCGAUAGCUCUGUGCAAAGCUAUGAAAGUGAUGCUCAAACUAGGUGCAAAAAGAGGAAAAAUAUUUUCGGAUUCAUGCUAUUUAACAACAGCAAUAAAUUAUAAUGUAGAGAAAUGGAAGAUCAAUAACUGGAAGAAUGCUAGUAAAAAACCAGUUGUGCACCGAGAAAUUUUUCAAGAAAUUUUAGAAUUGAAAGAAAAGUUUGAGAAGUUUGAGUUAAAGCACACACCUGCGAGAAGCUUUGAUCGUAACAACCACGCCGCUGAUAAGCUAGCGCGUAAGGCGGUGUAUACACAAGAGUUGGUAGACCUGCGAGUUGAUGAAAUGACCGAGCAGCAGGCGUUAAUUUCAUUUAUUCGAGAAAAGAGAAAGCUACAAAGAUCAAGAGAUGAAGUAGCAUUUUAUAAAAUUAAGGGAGACCCCAUUUGUUACGAGGAGGGGGAAUUAGUUAUGCUUACGGAACACAGACAGAGCUCAUAUGAUAAAGGAGUCUCGAAAAAAUUGUUUCCUAAGCGUUUUGGGCCUUACAUGGUCAUGAAGCAUGUCGGAGAUAAUGCAUACAGAGUAAGAAGCAUAGCUAACGAGUCUGAUGAGCAAAUUGUCAAUGCUAGGCAAAUGACAAUUUAUUUGAAUUUAGAACAACAAGAGAAGCUCAAAAAUGAUCCGAAAUUAAAGUCAAAGACAGACUCAAGGCCCUUAAUUGAAAAAAUUAAAGAGAAAGUAACGCCGAAAGAGAUAGAAAGGCCAGAAAUUGACGAGGAGGUCGAAGAGGAGGUCAUUGACCCUAAAAUACACGAUCAAGUGGCAGAAAGAGCAGCUAGGCUAUUGGCUAGAGAAUUGCGAAAGAAAGAGCUAGAACAAGCUGAGGAAAAGAGAGGAAAGAAACUGCAAGAAUUCCAGAAACUCAAAAAGCAUGCGAGACGCAAGUUAGAUGAUAAAGAAAACGAGAAGAUUGCUACGUGCAUUAAAAAAGCCGUUGGUUUGACAACAAAGGCUGGAGAAAUACUUGCGAACGCGGAAAAGAAAGAUAAAGAUAGAAAAAGAACGAAAAAAUUGAAGCCAGGUGAAAAAGCACCUGGGUCAGACGAUCCGGAUUAUGUACCACCUACAAGCACGAAAAGAAGGAAAAAGAAAACAGUAAAUUUUAUAGCUCUGGAAAAAUUAGAAUCUCAUCACCGUGUGAUGUUCGUAGAGUUGUACAUGAAUUACGAGGACGUCCUGAAAUAAAAAGAGAAAAAGAGUAGCUGGAAUUCGAGGUACUGGUUGGUGCCUGAAUUUUAAUCUGUAAAUAAUUUUUUUUUUAUUAGUUUUAAAUCUUAUUUUAUUCAAAUUACUCGUAGCAAUAUUUUAACCUAGUUUUAAAAAACCAAAAAGAGCAAGCCAUCGAAAGUAAAAGCAAGUUCUAUCCGAGUAGCAUACGAGCUGUAUGAAGAGAAGUAGUACUAGCGAGUAGGCGGGGGGUAGAAUGGAACGAACGCAACGAGAACGAAAACGAGCGGCUCCCCGCAACCUGUAGUUACGAAGCAGAGAGUAGUCUGUACGUUAGCGAGUAGGCGGGGGGUGGUAAAGAGUCGCACGCAUCAGCUGAUAAAUCUAGAUCGGUUGAAACGAACCAACGAACGACGAAAGUAAUGCCAAGGACGUUGCAGUUUUGAUGUAUUAUUGAUGCGUGUUAUGUAAUAACGUGAAUAUUUGUUGAAAGUUUGCAAUAAAGUGCGUAAUUGUAAAAGUUGGAAUUUUGGUGCUUUCGUGGUGAAUUUUGCGCUAAUUGGUGACCGUAAAAGCUCACGUACGCGUGUGUAUGUGCGAAAUCGUAUAAUUUGGCGUAAAAAAGUAAAAAAUCGGGUAAUUUAUUUGAGAAGUGAACAGUUUGCUGCAUGUUUGUUUCGGUAAGGUCUAACAAAGAAGCCUAAAAUCAAAAUGGCGUAAGUCUAUUGAAUAUGGUUUUUAAUUCGCUCGUGUUGUAUUUUUCCGUUAGAAAAGUGAAUAAAAAUUCGAAACGUGUUGAUUAGAAGAAAAAUUCCAGUAAAAGAGUAGCUCCUCGUGUAUUUCGACUGGGUAAGUUGAAUUUGUUUAUCCUCGUGUGCAAUUAAUUUCAUUGUGUUACACGAUACGUCAUGCUUAAUUAGUGAAAGAUUAUUAAUUUAGUGUGGUAUUUUUUGCACACAGCCGAAGAAGCUACCGGCUAUACGAGAAGCGACGUGGUUUUUUGUCUUGUUUCAACGAGUUGGAAAAACGAUAGUGGUCAAGUGGUGGCAUGAAAUUUUUCGACGAAGUUUUGUUUUAUUACAAAAGGUAAGCGAAAUGCACAGAGUAAACUAUCGUAUAUGUGAACGUAGUGCUAAUUGGAAGUACGUGUAAUUAAAAAAUGAACUACGAGUAGCGUAUUGAGAUGUUUAUUACCUGUUUCAGCUGAUUAGUUGGACGUUUGAGUGGUAAAUAUUCGUUUGACGAGAAUUCUAUCGACGCUGAGAUUAGGUAAGCUGGAUUAGAAGUACCUACGAGUAGUUUACACGUACCUACAAACAAAGUAAGAUAAUACGAAAAUUAAUUACCUGUCGAUGCUUUCAGUAAUAAGACAUAUUGGAUCGCAGUAAAUCGAUUCGAGAAGCUGGAAGUUUAUUUUAGUCAGACAGAGCUAUUGACGUAAAAUGGAUGGCGCGGACGAAAGAGAAGAUAUACCGAGACGAGCGUUUGUUUGGGAUGAUAGCAACAGCAGCACUUCCGAAAGGUAAAGAUCUUCGAUACCUGUAAAAUAGAGUAAAAAUUAGAUUAUUCUCGAGUAGCAUCGAUAAUUAACAGAGUACGGUGUAAUUGUUAUUCAAAUUUAGCGAAGAGGAGAAGACUGUAAAUUAUGUUAUUUUUAUAAUUUUUUGAGAAUGUAAUUGUUUUUUUUUGUUUUCGUUUGCCAAGAGAAAAGCCAGAGAAGCAGUGGUUUUUUCUAUGUUAUUUUACAAGUAGAUGGAUUGAUUAAGUUUAAUUUUGUAUGUUUUUUUUUAGUUUUGUUUAAUUGUUUUGUUUGCGAAAGGUAUACCAAAUAAAGAGUAGUGUACCAAGAAAGUGAACAAGAGUGAAUCGAUUUUUUGUGUUUAUCGUCCAAUGUGAUAUUUGUGUUCCAUUUACGUGAAUUCUGUGGAAUAAUUUCUGUGUUAGGCAAACGAGUAGAAAAUAAGAGAAUUGAAUUUUUUUUUUAUUUAUAUUGUUGUAUCAUCGAAAGAGUAGCCAGAAUACGAGGUGAAAAAUGUGAUAUAGAAUAAAACUUACGUAACGAGCAUUGAUGUUUUCAUUUCGCGAACCAACGUGUUUGAACCGGCAUGGUAAUAAUGGGUAGCUUUGAACACCAGCGAGAUACCUGUAAAAAACAAAAAGAGAAACAAAGUACAAAGUUCUUUUUGGUAAAAGCAGUAAAAGAGAAGUAAAAAUAUUACAUCCCGUGACAGGUAUCAACGAGUAGCUGCGUAAACAAUCCGAGUAGCUGGAGUUAGCGUGCGUGAACUGGUCUAGACGUGUUGGAAUUUCAGCACCUGCGAAAAACAGAGUGUUAAUAUUCAGAGGUAGACUAUGAGUAGAUGAAAGAGUAGUUACCUGAAUCUGGAAGCAGUGAAGCAACGAGUUGAACUCAAGUGAAAAACCUGGAACAGAGAGAAAGAAAAGAGUUGAAUUAUUCGAGUAGCUCACCUGAGUAGUUUCACAGGGUUCGAGUCAAGAAGAAGUUCCAGAGUUCCAGCCAAGUUCCGGCCCAGACAAUGGUAUGAUGUAUAAGAUUAACAUAGUGAUAAAAUUCGAUUGUAAUAUUAUUAUUAACACAAAUGUUUAGAUAUGUUAAUCUUAAGAUCGCGAAAAUGUAAAAAGAUUCUGCAAGAGUAGCCAGAUAGGGAUGUAGGGCCAUAUAACGAGCAGGCCACAUCUGGCAUACGAAGCGGGGCAGGGGGAGCCCAAGUACUCUACGAGACGCUGAGUAGGCCUCUUUUAGGCUGCGUAUCCAGACGGGCCCCCGAGCUAUACCCAGCCGGGGCAUUAUGUAGAGGGUACUUGGGACUCCAUGUUACCACUCUACAGUGGUAAUUUGAUGCCCAGGUCGGAGGCUGCACUGAACCAGGUGCAACGCCAUCUGGUGGACUGGUUCAGGGAAGCUGACGGCCGAGAGUAAGUUACAGAGUUGCUUCGCAGUUUUCCAAUCUUCUUCUAACGAGCAAGAUAGAGCUUUUACGCUAGCUUGGAGAACGUUCAUGCCUUUAAGCAGAAUCUUUCGUUGUUAUAUGAAUGGUAGUAAUUGUACAUUGUAGCAACAUGUACUAUAAACCUUGUUCAUGUGCUUGAAUAAAUAUUCAGAGUAAA